GAAAGCAGCCAACGACAGUUUUAACUGGUUUACCACGAGUGACUGCUUGGUCUAGCUCAGCCAAUCGUGGUAGUAAAUUCCGGGGUAGGCGUGAGGCCCAGUUCCUCUUUGCCGUGGAAGAUAAUCGAUGUUGUGAAUUUCGUGGAUUUAAAUCUGAUACGAGGAAUAAAAACAAGCUAGAUUGGCAGCCGGAGUACGGCCUACCACCAUGUCUCUACAGUCCCCUGAGGCACAGAUGGAGUCCAGCUCGCCCCGUCCUAGCCUUGAGUCCAGCGACCCCGCCCCUGACCCCGCCCCUGAUCCCGCCCCCGCCCCUGUUCACACUCCUGACCUUGACACUGCCCCCGCCCCUGAGAUGACCUCUGACCUUGACACUGCCCCCGCCCCUGAGAUGACCUCUGACCCUGCUGACCCCCCCAGCCUGGCUCCCCCUGCCCCCCCUGCCCCCGUCCCCAACGCCGCCUGCAAGAUCAUGACCUUCCGGCCCACCAUGGAGGAGUUCAGCGACUUCGGCAAAUACAUCGCCUACAUGGAGACGCAAGGGGCGCACCGCGCUGGACUAGCAAAGGUGAUUCCUCCUAAGGAGUGGAAGCCGCGACGCUCGUACGACACCAUCGAGGAGAUGGUCAUCCCAGCGCCCAUCAUGCAGGUGGUGACUGGCCAGUCCGGCCUCUUCACCCAGUACAACAUCCAGAAGAAGUCCAUGAGCGUCGGAGAGUACCGCAAACUGGCCAACAGCAAGAAGUAUUGCACUCCACAGCACAAAGACUUUGAUGACCUGGAGAGGAAGUACUGGAAAAACUUGACCUUCGUCUCGCCCAUAUAUGGAGCCGACAUCAGCGGCUCCCUCUAUGAUCCAGACAUCACGGAGUGGAACAUCGGGCACCUGAACACGUUGCUGGACAUGGUGGAGCAGGAGUGUGGGAUCGUGAUCGAGGGCGUGAACACUCCCUACCUGUACUUCGGGAUGUGGAAGACCACCUUCGCCUGGCACACCGAGGACAUGGACCUCUACAGCAUUAACUACCUGCACUUCGGACAGCCCAAGUCCUGGUAUGCUAUUCCUCCAGAGCACGGGAAGCGUCUGGAGAGACUAGCGCAAGGUUUCUUCCCUGGCAGCUCUCAGGGGUGUGACGCCUUCCUGCGCCACAAGAUGACCCUCAUCUCCCCCUCCAUCCUCAAGAAGUACAGCAUCCCUUUCGACCGGGUACGUGUGUGUGUGUGUGUGUGUGUGUUUAUGUCUGUCAUCUCCCCCUCCAUCCUCAAGAAGUACAGCAUCCCCUUCGGCCGGGUACGUGUGUGUGUGUCUCUGUCUGUCUGUCUCUGUCUGUGUGCGAGAGGGAGAUAUGUCAUAUGUGUGUUUCUGGAUAUGUGAUCAUCUACAGAGGGGUGUGUGUGUGUGUGUGUGUGUGUGUGAGUGCGUUUCUCAGCCUUUCUAUCUCUCGUUAUUCUCUGGUAGUUCUGAGCUCAGGCAUUGUUCAAACUGGCACAAAAGAUGAUUUUCAUGUGUUAUUGCGCCUGUCUGUAUUCUUCAUCCAUUGUUCCCGCGCUGAGCUCCUUCUGUGCCUCCCGCUCCCUCGUUCCCUCACACAGAUGCUGAGCUGAUAUGUAUAAUUAGGGUUACGGCGGCUUAACGAGGGCAUUAACGAGGUCUGCUGAGCCGAUUGAGUUCGGAGUCUCUGCAUUACAUUUCAAUUUGCUCCCGUCCCUCUUUUCCGGCCGGGGAAAUGAAACGGCGCACACACACACACACGCGCGCGCACAUGCACGCACACACACACA
Alosa sapidissima (American shad) is the source of this 1782-nucleotide messenger RNA. RefSeq names its product lysine-specific demethylase 4B-like. Gene Ontology annotation, cellular component: nucleus. The transcript has 7 exons. Gene Ontology annotation, biological process: chromatin remodeling. Bases 209 to 1375 code for a protein of 388 amino acids. Gene Ontology annotation, molecular function: histone H3K9 demethylase activity. Lineage: Eukaryota; Metazoa; Chordata; Actinopteri; Clupeiformes; Clupeidae. The record is from RefSeq and is a predicted model, not a curated record.